Messenger RNA from Colletotrichum destructivum, 1791 nucleotides. RefSeq names its product Putative DAHP synthetase I/KDSA, DAHP synthase, class 1, aldolase-type TIM barrel. The record is from RefSeq and is a predicted model, not a curated record. Gene Ontology annotation, molecular function: 3-deoxy-7-phosphoheptulonate synthase activity. Gene Ontology annotation, biological process: aromatic amino acid biosynthetic process. Bases 312 to 1460 code for a protein of 382 amino acids. Gene Ontology annotation, cellular component: cytoplasm. Lineage: Eukaryota; Fungi; Ascomycota; Sordariomycetes; Glomerellales; Glomerellaceae. The transcript is spliced from 4 exons.
CUGGACUCUCUCCCCUCCGAAAGUGUGAUAAUCCACUUUCUGAGUCACCACCUCCCACCCUCUCAACCCCCUCCAGCCCAAAAAAAAAAAAAGGCCACUACCGGUCGACUCCCCCUUCCCCUGUGGACGAACAUUCAUCCUCCCACUCCUCGGUCAACGACGGCUCAAGCAGACAUUCACCACACGAUACCCAGUCCUAUCCAGUCCGACCCAACCUACCCCCAGGCCAACGAAGCAGCCGUUCGGACAUCCGUUUCCCAAUCUUUAAUAUCGGUUUCUUGAUAUACUCCGCUUCAACUCACAUAGCCAAAAUGCCCGGUCUCGACCUUGAGCAUGAGCCUCUCGCGGCCGACGACGUGAGAAUCCUGGGACAGGACCCCCUGAUCCCCCCGGCGCUUCUCAGCUCCGAGAUCCCUAUGACCGACACCGCCCUCCAGACGGUUGUCAAGGGCCGCAACGAGGCCGUCGACAUUAUCAUGGGCCGUGACGACCGCUUACUCGUCAUCAUCGGCCCCUGCUCGCUGCACGAUCCCUCCACAGCCCUCGAGUACUGCGAGCGCCUCAAGGCCAUCGCCGCCCGCCUCUCCUCCGACAUCUGCGUCAUCAUGCGCGCCUACCUUGAGAAGCCGCGCACCACCGUCGGCUGGAAGGGUCUCAUCAACGACCCGGACAUCGACUCCACCUUCAAGAUCAACAAGGGCCUGCGCAUCUCCCGCCAGCUCUUCCGGGACCUGACCGCUGCCGGCAUGCCCAUUGCCAGCGAGAUGCUCGACACCAUCUCCCCGCAGUUCCUCGCCGACUUCAUCUCCGUCGGCGCCAUUGGCGCCCGUACCACCGAGUCUCAGCUCCACCGCGAGCUCGCCUCCGGCCUGUCCUUCCCCGUUGGCUUCAAGAACGGCACCGACGGCAACCUCGGCGUCGCCAUCGAUGCCAUCGGCGCCGCCGCCGCCAAGCACCACUUCAUGGGUGUCACCAAGCAGGGCCUCGCCGCCAUCACCCGCACCAAGGGCAACGAGCACGGCUUCGUCAUCCUUCGCGGCGGCUCCCACGGCCCCAACUUUGACAAGGAGAACGUCCAGAAGGCCAAGGACACCCUCACCAAAAAGGGCCAGAAGCAAGCCAUCAUGAUUGACUGCUCCCACGGCAACUCUAACAAAGACCACCGCAACCAGCCCAAGGUUGCCGCCGUCGUUGGCGACCAGCUCCGCGAGGGCGAGACCUCCAUCAUUGGUGUCAUGAUCGAGUCCAAUAUCAACGAGGGCAACCAGAAGGUCCCCGCCGAGGGUCCCGCCGCGCUCAAGAAGGGCGUCAGCAUCACCGACGCUUGCAUUGACUGGGACUCUACCGUCGACGUGCUCGAGAACCUUGCUGCCGCUGUCCGCGCCCGUCGCGAGCGCAACGCCGGCUCCGCCAAUGGCAACGAGGACUCCCACAAGGUCACCCACCUCGAAGAGGAGUAAGCUGGAAAGAACGCACAGGAACCGUUGGAUGCCAGCGGAGAAAGGGGAGCUUGGUGCCAAAGGGAGGGGAAAAGUCUUAGGUGGGGCGACGGUUGGAUGGGAAAGAAAAACAUCCAGCACAUACGUGCAUGGCAUUUGCAUUUUUUGAUAUCUUUUUGCUUCCCUUCGCAAAGCCCUUGGGAGGAAACAAAAGUCUGGGGUUUUUUUUUUCAUUGGUUUGUUUUUUUCUUGCGUUGAAUGGUCACGGUGCACGGGUUUUAUGAUGACUGCUAUCCCUUGUUCGUCGGUAAAGGCACCCGGGAAGUAGGAGGAAGAUGUAGAGAUGCCUUCG